Parastagonospora nodorum SN15 is the source of this 1389-nucleotide messenger RNA. RefSeq lists its product as hypothetical. The record is from RefSeq and is a predicted model, not a curated record. Gene Ontology annotation, molecular function: amino acid transmembrane transporter activity. NCBI's taxonomy places the organism in Eukaryota, Fungi, Ascomycota, Dothideomycetes, Pleosporales, Phaeosphaeriaceae. Gene Ontology annotation, biological process: amino acid transmembrane transport. Gene Ontology annotation, cellular component: vacuolar membrane. The transcript has 2 exons. Bases 1 to 1389 code for a protein of 462 amino acids.
AUGACGACUAAUUUUCAUGAUGAGAAGCUCGAUAGAGAGGCGGAGGUCGAUGUCGAGGCUCUGGAUUCCGAUCAGGAUAGCACGACACAGGCGAUCAAGGCCCUCGUCCAGGAAGACCAUGGCCACGAUAUCAAGCUGCGCACUAUGUCCUGGCAACGCGCCGCAUGGCUGCUCGCGGGAGACCAAAGCGUCCUCGGCUGGGUCCCUGGCAUAAUCACCAUGCUCGUCGCCGGCGCACUCUUUUACAUCACCUCCCUAACGAUGCACAAAUUCAUCAUGAAGCAUCCCGAGAUCCGCGACAUCUGCGACUUCGGCUACCACGUCUUCGGCAAAUCGAAGAUCGCGUACGAAUUCACCGCCGUCAUGUUGCUCCUCAACAACAUCAUGCUCAUUGGUUUCCACGUCCUGACGGGCGCCAAGGUGCUCAACACGCUGUCGGACCACUCCAUGUGCACGGUGGCGUUUAGCGUUAUCGUUACUGUCAUGGGCGUGGUGAUGAGUUUGCCUAGGACGCUGAAUCAUGUGAGCUUCAUGAGUAUGUUCAGUGCUGCGUGUAUGGGUAUUGCGAUUCUGCUGUUCCUUGUCUUCGCUGGGAUCGAGGACAAUCCGCUGUACGGCUACAAUGGCGUUUUCCCCAAGGAGCGGGACCGGUCAAGACGUAUGCGUUUCCGCUCGAUGGGAACGACGUUUGUGGCUGUCAUGAAUGCGGUUCUCAACAUUACGUUCCUUUGGGUUCCGCAAAUUUUGUUCCCGACCUUCAUUUCGGAGAUGGAGAGGCCUCAGGAUUUUCCCAAAGCGUUGGCAGUACUCGGUGGUAUCUCAGCAGUCUUGUUCAUCAUCCCGCCAGCGAUUGGAUUCCGGUAUCUCGGACAGUAUGCGACUGCUCCAGCAUUCGGCAGCUUGGGUCCAGUCGUUUACAAGAAGGCUUCGUUUGCAUUCGUCAUUGUUCCUACGCUGGUCAUCGGAGUCAUCUACGCCAACGUCAGUGCCAAGUUCGUGUACAACCGCAUCAUGGGCAAGAGCAGGCACGCGCACAGCAACACAGUUGUCGGAUGGGGAGUGUGGAUCGCCGUCAUGGCUAUCAUCUGGACUAUCGGCUUCAUCUUCGCCGAGGUUAUUCCUUCGAUGGGUGACUUUCUGUCGCUACUUGGGGCGGCUUUUGACUCGUUCUUCGGCUUCAUCUACUUUGCCAUUGCCUACUGGCAACUGUACAAGGGCAACUUGUUCCGCGGGGCUAGCAGAAGCGUGAUGACUGUCAUUCACAUCUUUGUAAUGUUUUGCGGCUUGUUCCUGCUUGGGCCCGGGUUGUAUGCUGCUGUUGAGGCGAUUAUCGAUGACUAUGCUGGUGCAGUCAAGCCAGCGUUUAGUUGCGCAAACGUUGCGAUAUAG